This is a messenger RNA of Anastrepha obliqua, 6645 nucleotides long. It is a transcript of the gene Mur89F, whose product is annotated as mucin-2. Gene Ontology annotation, molecular function: chitin binding. The record is from RefSeq and is a predicted model, not a curated record. Gene Ontology annotation, cellular component: extracellular region. The transcript is spliced from 5 exons. The coding region runs from base 1 to 6600 and encodes 2199 amino acids. NCBI's taxonomy places the organism in Eukaryota, Metazoa, Arthropoda, Insecta, Diptera, Tephritidae.
AUGGCGUCACCAACACAAAUGGCGCCAUUUCCGCAUCCGCUGCACAAAAGCAACAGCAACAGCAACAACAUUGCCGCCAACAAACUGCAGUGCCACACAAAAACCUCAUCACAAUCACACCUGAGGCGUCCACAAUGCAUCACCACCACCACCACUGCCACUGCCACUAUUAGGGCCACACUGUUAUUGUUUUGCCAGUUUCUCACGGUAUUCUGCAUUCUUCUAAUGGCGACCGGAAGCGUGCGAAUGGCACAAGCACAAGAUGAUCCGCUCACCGCGACGAACGCCGUCACCGCACCUGGCCACCAUACGCAACCUUCAUAUGCAGAAGCCGUGCCGAGCGCAUUUUAUUGCCCUGCCGAGGGUUUGUUCGCCGAUGAUUACGACUGUCGUAUCUACUACCGCUGCGAAGCGAAAACAAAUGACUACAUCAAAGCGUAUGCAUUCGCUUGCAAACCGGGAACCGUAUUCUCACGCAACCUGCGUCUCUGUAUGCCACCCCAGCUGGCCGGCCGCGAGGAAUGCAACGAUUACAUGAACGAAAUUGAUACGGACAAUGGCGAUAAUGGUGAUGAUGGCCAACAACUGCCACUACUGACAUAUGGCAUUGCCAAUAACGUUAAUGGCUUAUACGCGACCGCAGGCAAUGCUGGCGUUGACGCUGCCCCUACCACUGUCGCUGCAUCUGCCGCAGUAACGCGUGGUCAAUUGCAAAAUUAUGGCUUGUCAGGUUUGGGUGGCGUUUCCGUCAUUUCCUUUUCCACAUCAGCGGCGCGUUCGGCUGGCAGUGGCGGUGCAAUGGCCGAACAAGGACCACCUUGUGAAGAUGAUGGAUUUAUGAGCGAUCCAGACGAUUGCACAAUCUUCUAUCGGUGCAUUUCGAAUGGGCGCAGUUUCAAUAAAAUCGGAUUUCGCUGCUCGGAUGGCACGGCUUGGGAUGGUGCAUUGGAAUCGUGUAAUCAUAUACACAGUGUACGCGCAGGUGGCGGUUGUAGAGGAAAAGCUGAUAAUUUAGUAUUGGCUGACUACGCAGCGGACACAACUCAAUCAACGCAAACCAACUACCAGAACACAACGGCAUCGAGCAGCAGUAGUCAGCAGAGCUCCACCAGUUCCACUUCCACCUCGUCCUCUUCAUCGUCGUCGUCAUCAUCGUCAUCGAAUUCUACAAGCUCAAAUGCAACGAGUGCCGGAGGUGCUGGCGGUAAUCAGCAGCAAACAAGCACUCAAUCAAGCAGCACAGAAAGUAAUUCGUCGAACUCACAGUCGCAAUCGAGUACACAGAGCUCGAGUUCCAGUAGUCAACAAUCAUCCACUUCUAGCACAGGCUCAACCUCCACUUCAAAUCAGGGUAGCAGCAACAAUCAGAGUGGAAAUGAAUCGAACAGCAACAAUCAAUCUAACUCGAGCAAUCAAUCGAGUAGCAAUAAUCAAUCUGGCAGUAAUCAAUCAAGCAAUCAAUCAAACUCUAACAGCCAAUCGGGAUCUAAUAACCAGUCAGGUAGCAAUAAUGAAUCCAGCUCCAGCAAUCAAUCUGGCUCAAGCAAUCAGUCAAGCUCUAGCAAUGAAUCGGGAUCUAAUAACCAAUCAGGUAGCAAUAAUCAGUCCAGCUCCAACAAUCAAUCUGGCUCAAGCAAUCAGUCAAAUUCUGGCAAUCAAUCGGGAUCCAAUAACCAAUCAGGUAGCAAUAGUCAAUCUAGCUCAAGCCAUCAAUCAAGUUCUAGCAAUCAAUCGGCAUCUAAUAACCAAUCAAGUAGUAAUAAUCAGUCCAGCUCCAACAUUCAAUCUGGCUCAAGCAAUCAGUCAAAUUCUGGCAAUCAAUCGGGAUCCAAUAACCAAUCAGGUAGCAAUAGUCAAUCUAGCUCAAGCAAUCAAUCAAGUUCUAGCAAUCAAUCGGCAUCUAAUAACCAAUCAGGUUCAAAUAAUCAAUCAAAUAGCUCCAACACCAACACCAACAAACCUGGCUCGGACCCCGAUUGCGAAAAUGACGAGACUUACAUCCCCGAUGAGAAAGACUGCACAAAGUUUUAUCGCUGCCGAGAUAAUGGAAUUACCGGUUUAGAAAAAGUGCCCUUUACAUGUGGGCCAGGUACAGUGUGGAACCAAGAAGAGAAAGUUUGUGACAUCCCCACCAGCGCACAAAAAGAGAAAUGCAAAGCAAUGUUAAAUAUAGGUGGCUCUACGAACACAACCAGUAACAAUCAGCAGUCAAGCAAUGAACAAUCAAGCAGCAACCAACAAUCUUCCAACAAUCAAAACACCUCCGGAAGCAACAAUCAGCACAGCAACCAACAAUCUUCCAACAAUCAAAACACCUCCGGUAGCAACAAUCAAGCAUCCAACAGCAAUCAGAAUACGUCAAGCUCUGCAAGUAAUCAAUCUUCUUCAUCUAGUAAUCAAUCGACUUCCUCAAACCAGUCAAGCAGUAAUCAAUCAAAUCAGCAACAGUCGAGCACCACUCAAAAACCUCUCAAUCCGGAGGGUGAUUGCAAGGAUACCGAGACUUAUUUAGCCGAUAAGACAGAUUGUCGUCGUUUUUACCGCUGUGUUGAUAACGGUAAUGGAGGUUUUACUAAGGUAUCUUUCGAUUGUGCACCCGGUACGGUUUGGGAUCCAGAUGUUUUAGGCUGCAAUCAUCCAACCGAUGUACAAAAGGAGCAGUGCCGAGUUAUGGCCAGUGGUGGUAGUGGUGGUAGUGGUUCCAAUACCACAUCAGGUACGGGAACAAGUCAGCAGACUUCGAGUAAUAACCAAUCGGGAUCAACAAGUACAAGUAGUUCAAAUCAGCAGGGCUCAUCAAGCUCUAGUCAACAGUCAUCAGGAAGUAAUCAAACUGGAACAAGCUCGAGCGGUUCAAGUCAACAGUCUUCUAGUAGUAGUCAGUCUUCAUCAUCAAGUUCCGGUCAGCAAUCUUCCGGCAGUAAUCAAACGAGCUCAUCAAGCAGUACAAGUUCUAAUCAGGAAACGUCGUCUAGCACCAGCUCAAGUAGCACACAAGAAGCAACUACAAGCACCCAAGGCUCUAACACUCAAGGCUCCACUACAGCUCAAAGCUCUAGCGGCAACCAGACCUCCACUGCAACUCAAGGAUCCUCUACAACACAGAGUUCUAGCAAUAAUCAAGGCACAACGACACAACAAGGUUCGUCCGGGACGCAACAAGAAUCUUCAACAUCAACAAGUAGCAGUAGCAACAAUCAGCAAGGCAGCUCUACAACACAAGAAUCAAGUGGUUCGCCGUCCACAACAACCAGCCAAAGUUCGACAACCACGCAAGGCACAACCACUAUAGCUCCUAUCCAAUCAAAGCCAUCUGGCAACUGCGAUCACAAUACACAAUUUUUGGGUGAUGAGAAAGAUUGCGCAAAGUUCUAUCGCUGCGUCGACAAUGGCAAAGGCAGUUAUGAUAAGAUCGCUUUCACCUGUGGACCAGGCACCGUUUGGGAUAGCACGAUUGCAGCUUGCAAUCACGCUUGGGCAGUGAAGGAUAAGAACUGCGGUGCAGGUGCCGCAACUCAAAAGCCACAAACUACGCAAUCACCAGCUACCCAAGGCCCUACUACGCAAAGCCCUACGACUACUCUCCCGCACCAAACUACGAAGCCUCCCACACAAGUACAAAAGCCUACUACUUCACGUCCAUCACAAACAACCAGUCGCCCAGGUGAUAGUACGCAGUCACCUCUCCCACCACCACCCACUGUAAGCACCCAACGCCCCAUCCUCACUCAUGGGGUGUGCCAAGUAGAGGGUUUCAUUGGUGAUCCCAAAGACUGUUCUGUGUUCUAUCGUUGCGUAAACAAUGGACAAGGAGGAUUCACGCAAUAUCCAUUUAAAUGCGGAGACGGCACUGUUUGGGAUAACGAUUUGCAGACGUGUAAUCAUGACUUAAAGAUGUGUAAUACGAAUGCGGCUACCAGCAAGCCAACAACUACUCACGAACAAACAACUACAACGCCAACGGCAACAUUACCCACCACCACUCAAGGGCAAUCUUCUACGCAGACUCCCACCUUUGAUUCUACAACAAGACCUCCAUCGACAACUACAACAGAUGAGGGCAAACUACCGGAAACCUCCACACUACCAGCAACGACAACAACAUCAGGCACCUCUCCAACAACAAAACCUGAGUAUACCACCAAGUAUCCAAGCUCAACCACUCCGACCAGCGCAACAGAAUCCACCACUUCUUCUACGCUAGAGUCCACCACAAGCGGCGAGUAUACAACAACCCUGAGUCCUAUACCAAAUCUGCCACCCGGCACUAAAUGCGAGGCUGAGGGUUUUAUGGCUGAUCCGUACAACUGUCGUAAAUUCUACCGUUGUGUGAAUACUGGAGAUGGCUAUGUAAGACACGAAUUUAAAUGCGCUAAAGGCACGGGAUGGAGUGAGGAAAAGCAAACUUGUGAUCAUGCCAGCAACAUCGACAGGUGUGCAGGGCAAACGGAAGAGCCCGAACCUGUAACCACAACGGAAGUAUACUUUGAAACAACAACAGAAAGUGCGUAUCCAAGUGACAAACCUAGUAAUGAGAAGCCAACCACUACACAAUACCCAAGUACAACGGUUCAACAGCCUACAACAGUCAUAACCGAAAAGCCAACCACAGCUGCACCUGCAACCACCACACAAGCUACAACCACAACUAGUGCUCCUACAACAUGGACCACAACGCAAGCCCCUACAACAACAACAAGCUGGCCUACAACACAGCUGACAAGCACAACUGCUUCUCCGACUACAGGCUCGCCGGAAAUAACAAAGCCUACGACAACCGCGCCAACGCAAGAAUCAACAACUGAAGGUGACUCGACCACAACAUUGCAGCCCACUUCGACUACACCUGUGCCGAACUUGCCACCGGGCCAAACUUGUCAAGGUGAAGGUUUUAUGGCGGAUCCUAUGGAUUGUCGGAAGUUCUACCGUUGUACCCGAAACGGAGGCGCGUAUGUGCGACACGAAUUCACUUGUGCGAAAGGUACAGGAUGGAGCGAGGAGAAACAAACUUGUGAUUAUGCUGCAAAUAUUGAGCGUUGUGGCGGCCAGACUGAAGAACCGGAAACAUCGACCAUAACUACAGAAUCAUCAUUCGAAAGUUCAACAACGACAAGACCGAGUGAGUGGUCAACAACUACGCAGGUGCCACAAACAACAACACUGCCCACUUCUACUACACAGCAAACGACCACAAUAGUAUCUACAACUCUGCAAGAAAGUUCCACCACCACUGAGAAGCCUACAAGUACACCUUUGGGACCAACAACUACACAAAGACCUAUAACAACCACAACCAUUCAAGCAGAAUCCACCACAUAUCCAUCUACUUCGAAACCAGGCUACUAUCCCACCACUCAAGCCCCCAUAACCACAAACAAACCAGCCACAGAUUAUACCACAACUCAAUCCACCACGACUGAAGACUAUCCAGGCACAACUGUGGAGCCUGUCAAUCACGUCUGCACCAGUGAAGGUUUCUUCCCUGAUCCACAGGAUUGCAACCGUUACUAUCGUUGCGUUGACGCGAAAAAGAAUGGCAAAUAUCAAAUUUAUAGUUUCCGCUGUCCAGCAGGUACUAUUUGGGAUACAUCGCUAGAGAUUUGCAACUUCCCCGAACGUGUUUCGGGUAACUGCUCAGAUGCAGGUGGCAUGGUAACCACAACUGAAUGGCCAACUACGACCAUUACCGAGAAGCCAACUGAAAAGCCAACAGCGAAACCAACGAAGCCAACUGAAAAGCCCACGACGGAGGAAACAACUACGGAAACAACAACACAGCAGCCAACAACCGAACCUGCCACGACCACGCAGCCUACAACAAGCACCAAACCAACUACUGUGCCAACAACUACAACUACCGCACAACCAACUACAACCACCGAGCAACCAACUACAACUACCGAACAGCCAACUACAACCACCGAGCAACCAACCACAACUACCGAGCAACCAACUACCACUACCCAAUCUCCUACAAAUCCGCCAACAACAACGCCUGAAGCGAUAACAACUACCCCAAGUCCAGCAACGAACGACAGUAAACCAUGUCCUGAAACUGGUGAAGGCCAAAAUACUUUUGUCUGUCCGACUGGUUUCCGUCGACAUCCGAAGAGCUGUGACCUAUUCUAUCAAUGUACCGAAAAGGCCGAUAGCUAUGAUCUAGCGAUAACAGUAUUCGAGUGUCCCAAUGGAACGGUGUAUCAAGAGCAAAGGAAUCUUUGCGACAAACCAGUCAAAGGUGAUACCUGUCUGGAUAAGGCGAUGACCCGCUCGGCGUUCUAUGAGGAUCAAAUUAGGCGCAUGAAUAUGGUACAAAUACGCACCAUCGGCGAGCCACUUUGUCCCGAUGAAGGUCAUUUCGCACUGAAUAAGGAUGAAUGCAGUCAGCUUUUCAUCAAAUGCGGUUACUCAACAACGACCGGUCGCUUGGAGGGUCAACUGUUCCGUUGCCCCCAAGGAUUUGCAUAUUGGGCAGUGAGUCGACGCUGCGAACGCGCACAGAAGUUGCUCAGCUGCACACCAACUAAAUACGAGAUUGGCGAUGAUCUGCCAAUGGAAUGGGCGAAUAUUGGAAAUAGACGUAGAAAUUUGAAGAUUUAGAUUUAGAUUUCGUAAGAGAUGACAAGAUGAUCACGAGAAAUAUAU